Messenger RNA from Eublepharis macularius, 1850 nucleotides. RefSeq names its product interstitial collagenase-like. The coding region runs from base 42 to 1484 and encodes 480 amino acids. Gene Ontology annotation, cellular component: extracellular matrix. The record is from RefSeq and is a predicted model, not a curated record. Gene Ontology annotation, biological process: proteolysis; collagen catabolic process; extracellular matrix organization. Lineage: Eukaryota; Metazoa; Chordata; Lepidosauria; Squamata; Eublepharidae. Gene Ontology annotation, molecular function: zinc ion binding; metalloendopeptidase activity. The transcript has 10 exons.
CGGAAGAGUUUUGAGGCUGGUGUGAAGAAGAGAAGGCAGACAUGAAAAGUUUCUUACUCAUGAUUGGGUUCUGUGGAGUGCUUUCGUGGACUUUGCCCAUCCUUCCACAGACUGAACAAGCCACAGAAGAGGACACGCAGCUUGCCCAGAAAUACCUCAACAGCUAUUACCCUGAACCCGAAGAAAUGCCUGUCUUUCGAAGCAAACACAAUAACAUUGACGUCAACAAACUACGACAAAUGCAGGAAUUCUUCGGACUGAAAGUGACAGGCAAAUUAGAUUCUACCACGUUGGAUGAAAUGAAAGCUCCCAGAUGUGGGGUUCCUGAUAUAGAAGGAUUCAAAACCUUUCCGCUAUCUCCAAAAUGGCCAAAGAAAGACCUGACAUAUAGUCUUCAGAAUUACACGCCAGACAUGGCUCGUGCUGAUGUAGAAGAGGCCAUCAGGAGAGCAUGGAAAGUGUGGAGUGAUGUGACCCCCCUAACCUUCACAAUGGUAUCAGGGGACUCUGCAGAUAUAUUAAUCUUAUUUGGUGCUGGAGAACACAGCAAGAUUCCCUUUGACCCUCGUUUUGAUGGGCCCAAUGGAGAGGUGGGACAUGCCUUUUCACCAGCUCAUGGUGGAUACGUUCAUUUUGAUGAAGAUGAAGACUGGACAAAGGAUGCAACAGGAAUCAAUCUUUUUCACGUUGCUGCCCAUGAGUUUGGCCACUCUCUAGGUCUCUCCCACACCAAUGUCAAGGAAGCUCUGAUGUUUCCAAAAUACAUACGUUCAGACCCUGCAAAGGUCAAACUCCACCAAGAUGACAUCGAGGGCAUCCAGUCUCUUUAUGGACCCCCUGAAGAAGCUGGUGGUGAUGGUCAGCCAUCAGGCUCUGGAUCACCAACACACCUACAAGAACAGGCAACAGAUUUAUGCAACCCUCACCUGACUUUUGAUGCUGCUGCCACUCUCCGAGGAGAAACUUUAUUCUUUAAAGACAGCUUCAUGUGGCGGAAGAACCCUGCGGAAAACAAUAUUGAAAAAGAUCUGAUUUCUGCAUUCUGGCCAGCUUUGAGUGGUGGAAUAGAUGCUGCAUAUGAAGUUGAAAAUAAAGACAUAUUAUUUCUUUUCAAAGGAGAGAAGUACUGGGCUACCAAAGGCAAUAUUAUACAGCCAGGUUUCCCGAAGAACAUCCACACACUCGGCUUCCCCCGAAGUGUAAAGAAAAUUGAUGCAGCUGUUUAUGAUAAGAACACAAAGAGAACAUUAUUCUUUUCAAGCGGCAAGUACUGGAGAUAUGAUGAAACCAAGAAUUCUAUAGAGAAGAGCUAUCCCCGAAAGAUAGCCGUUGAUUUCCCUGAUAUUGGCUCCACUGUGGAUGCUGCUUUACAACAUAAUGGACAUUUGUAUUUAUUCAGUGGCUCAAAGCAAUAUGAGUUUUACAGCAAAAGCAAAAGGUUUAUUGGCAUAAACAAAAGCAACUUCUGGAUUGGCUGCCAGUGACCAGGGGAGAAAAUGCAGUAGCAAAGAACAAGAGAAGCCCUGCAUCCAGCCUUACUACUUACUGGCAUUGUUCAAUUAAGCCUAUAUUAUUUUGUCUUCCGAAGAACUGCUGCCAACGCACUUUAAGACAAGGAAAAAUUCAAACUGAGUAUUUAUUUUUAGUAUUUAUUAUUUGUUACACUGUAUGUUGCCAAAUAAUAUGUUAAUAUUUUUGUUACACUGUAUGUUGCCAAACUUAAUAUUUUUGUUACACUGUAUGUUGCCAAAUAAUAUGUUAAUAUUUUUGUUACACUGUAUGUUGCCAAAUAAUAUGUUAAUAUUUUUGUUACACUGUAUGUUGCCAAAUAAUAAAGUAAGUUAUGUUUA